UUUGAUACCAUUAUACUGUACACAAUACGUACUUGUCUAACUAAUCUGGUUUAAAUGUUUAUUCAUAAAACAUAUGCGCGUUUGUCCUUAAAAAUCACGUUUACAAAGAAUAACCUUGAAGAAGGUCGACUGUAUCGAGCUUAAUAUUGGUUUGUUAUACUGCUAGUUUUAUAAAGUUAGUAAGCGUUGUUUUAUGAAUUUGGCUAGAUAUUUAGAGAUCUAAUGGAGGAAGUCGAUGGCGCAAAAGCUUCAUUUCUUGAACAAAGAGAUCUUCAAAAGGGUUUGCCUGCCAACCUUUGUCAGCCGUGUUUAAAUGAAGGUAUUGAGGUCAGCACUCAUAGAUUAUGUGUAGAAUGCAACGAAUACCUUUGCACGUCGUGUAUAGAAGCUCACAGUAGAUUUAGUACGACAAAGACCCAUCAUCUAAAGGAAAAUAAGUUGGACUUUAAGUUGGACUUUAAUUUCAAUCAAAACAUGAACGCUGGAAGAUGUUUUUACCAUACGGAUAAAUAUCUCGACCACUUUUGUGUUCCACAUGAUGAAUUUAGUUGCGUCUCUUGUUUGAACAUAAGGCAUCGGUCAUGUACGCAGAAGCUAAGUAUAAAUGAAAUGGCAGCUGAAAUUACAGAGGAGGAUUUAGCCGAUGUUUGAGAAAGAAAAGAAAAGUGCUUACGUAAGAUAAAUGAAGUAAAAGAAAAAAGCACAAAAUGCAUUGCUAUGUUAGAUGUUAAAAACGAGAUGCAUUGAGUUUCCUCGAGUCAUUUCGAACUGACAUGCUUGCUGCUAUCAAUAACAUUUGUGAAAAUAGUACUGUAACUUUAGAAAAGAAAUAUACAACGAUUCGGUCAAAAUUAGAAGCUGAUUUGAAAAUAUGUAGUGACAUGGAAAACAGUUUAGAGAAGAGAAACAUUGCUUUCAAAUUCAAAGAGACAGCUACGCAGUUUAUCAAUAUGAGGAAACUAUUGAGACUAACAAAUAUGACAGAGGCGACUGCAGAAGCAAUGGCUAAUGACAUCGACAUAAAGUAUUUCAAACUAAUGAGGAGUUCACUGUGUUUAAAAAUCUUGAAACAACCAGAACUGCUUAUUGAAUUUGCAGACCAUAUCCGUAUUUAUGAAGAAACUGAACGAUCUUACACUCUCCAUCAGGUUGCUAUUAAACAUUCUGAUAUAGAUAUAAAUAUAGAGUUACACAGAAGUGUGUACAAACAAUCCUCCCGAUUGAUGAUACCGCUCGAAAAGUCAGUACUUGUUUAUGAUACAAUGAGAAAAGUAUCUCAAGAGAUUGAAUUUCCGGAUCUGGUAUCUUCCGUAGAGACAGUGAAUAAUAAUGUUUGCGGUGCAUUACCUAACAAGGGUGUAGUUGUUUGUCCAACCGAAAACAAGAAGAUGCGGAUGGUACUAAAGACGCAUGAGUCAUGCAUAGGAAUAGUUAAAUCGUCUGGCUUAUUUGGUUGCUUUUAUGUCACUGUCCGUCUUGAAAAAGUUGGCCAACUUCGUAAAUAUACAUCUGAAGGAAAACUGGAUGAUGUACUAAAAUCAAACGAGAAAGGUGACACUGUAUUUACGUAUGAAAUCGGGGAAGUUAAAUUAUCAAAAGAUGAAAAGAAGAUAUAUGUUGUUGAUACCGUAACUGGAAUAGUGAUAGUUUCUGUAAAACCAUUCAGUCUAAUGAAAAUCAUUUCUAACGUCAAAAAACCGAUAGGCAUUGCUUUGAUUCAGGCAGAAAGCAUGUUUAUUUUGCUUUCCGACGGUAAGGUCACACAAACGAUAGAUGAUGGAAAAACGUUCUACACAGUCAUUGAAAAGGGCAAUAUAGGGGAAAAGUAUCAUUCAAUCUGCUGGGAUGGAUUCGAUACUAUAUUUGUAAUUUGUUCACAGGAUAGCACCCUGUAUAUACAGCACCAUCAACUGAAUUUUAAAAAAGAAUACUGAGCAUCUUAUUUUCAAGGACAUGGUUUGAAGAAAAGAAAUAGUAUCAUUUAAUACAAAUCCUUGCUCUAUAAUAUGUGAUAAACCAGGUAAAUGUCAUGGAACUGAAAUAGGUCCUUUUGUCAAUCUAAAUUGAUUACUAGACAGGCACAGUAUGAUUCGACGAGGAAACGUUCAGAAUUAACUGAUAACAUUUUUUCUGUUCACUAGAUUUGAAUGACAGUUAUAUAAAAUGUUUUAUGUGCAUAUUCACACUAAUACUGACAUGCCUAUCAUUAAAAGAGGACUUAAGUCUUCUGGAAACACAUUUAUUCAUCAUAUUUUUUCCAUCUGCAUCGUAGCACAAAGAUUGGUAUAUGCUUUAUUUUGUUCUAUAUCUGUAAUGAAAGUAUUAUAAAUUAUUAAAGAUU
This is a messenger RNA of Ruditapes philippinarum (Manila clam), 2341 nucleotides long. RefSeq lists its product as uncharacterized. The transcript is spliced from 2 exons. The record is from RefSeq and is a predicted model, not a curated record. The coding region runs from base 774 to 1934 and encodes 386 amino acids. Lineage: Eukaryota; Metazoa; Mollusca; Bivalvia; Venerida; Veneridae.